AUGCACGGGCUGGUCCUCGUAAACGAGGGCCGGACCUCCACCUGCGUGCGGACGCAGGGGGAGUCCAUUGCGGACCUCACAUGGGCUACCCCCUCGGCCGCGCGCUUGAUCACCGGGUGGAAGGUGGAGCAGGGCGUCGAGACUCUAUCGGACCACCGAUACAUAUCGGUGGAGCUCGGCGUCCUCUCCUCCGUGCGUCGUCAAGAGGAGACGCGACCGCGAUGGGCCCUCCGGAAGCUCCGCGAGGACGACCUGAUGGCCUCGAUUGAGGCCGCCUGUUGGGUCCGAGGAAGUUUCCCCGGGAUCCGGGAGACGGACCCCCUGCAAGAGGCCGAGUGGAUGGGGGCAACGCUCACCGCGGCGU
Molecule: messenger RNA, 364 nt
Organism: Vollenhovia emeryi
Lineage: Eukaryota; Metazoa; Arthropoda; Insecta; Hymenoptera; Formicidae
Exons: 1
Molecular function (GO): catalytic activity
Source: RefSeq, a predicted model, not a curated record